Lutzomyia longipalpis is the source of this 1128-nucleotide messenger RNA. RefSeq names its product pancreatic lipase-related protein 2-like. NCBI's taxonomy places the organism in Eukaryota, Metazoa, Arthropoda, Insecta, Diptera, Psychodidae. The transcript is spliced from 3 exons. Gene Ontology annotation, biological process: lipid metabolic process. The record is from RefSeq and is a predicted model, not a curated record. The coding region runs from base 22 to 1056 and encodes 344 amino acids. Gene Ontology annotation, molecular function: lipase activity.
GUAUUCAAAGAAAACUCUGCAAUGAAGAAACUCCUUUUGUGCCUUGGCUUUCUCGUUCUCGCACAUGCGAGUCCCAUUUGGGAGAAUGACUACCAGAGCCCGGAGGUACCGUCAAAUGACGAGAAUUGGGCUCUAGUGCCUGAUGGUGAUGGAGCCAUGCAUAUGUUUAAUUUGAAUCAGGAAGAAGAAGCUGCUCCCUUCUUCAAUGCCGACCAAGUUAUCUUCCGCCUCUUUACGCGUCGUAAUCAAAAUACAGGACAAGUCUUGACGCUAAAUAAUGCAGGAUCUGUUUCAAAUUCACAAUUUGUAGCAUCACAUCCUACCAGAUUCAUUAUCCACGGAUGGAAUAACAAUGGUGGUUCAGGCGUUAACACCAACAUCAGGAAUGCUUAUCUGCAACGUGGAGAAUUUAACGUGAUCGUCGUUGAUUGGGGAGCAGGUGCACAGACAGCAAACUACGUUGCUGCCCGCAACAAUAUCAACAUUGUGGGUCCCAGAGUGGCUCAAAUGGUUGAUUUCCUCAAUACACAGGGCAUGGGAUUCGGUAAUGUUGCAGUAAUUGGGCACAGCUUGGGUGGUCAUACAGCUGGUAUUGCUGGCAAGCGUACCUCACGUGGUCGUCUUGCUGCUGUUGUGGCACUUGAUCCAGCACUUCCACUCUUCUCCAUUGAUCGCCCAGCUGAACGUGUUGCACCAGGUGAUGCUAACUACGUCGAAGUGAUGCACACCAAUGCCGGCCUCCUUGGCUUUGAUCUGCCAAUUGGUUUGUCUGACUACUACCCCAACUGGGGACGCACACAGCCUGGAUGUGGUGUUGAUGUUGCCGGCAAUUGUGCUCACGGACGUGCAUGGUUGUUCUUCGCUGAAUCCAUCAACUCUGGACCUGGUUUUGUGUCUCGUCAAUGUCGCAACUACAACGACAUUGUCAAUCAGAAUUGCGUAUCCUCAGGACCUAAUCGUAGGAUGGGCGGUGAACCACUCACAACAGCUGCUAGAGGUGUCUUCUGGCUUCCAACUAAUGGAAAUGCUCCCUUUGCAAGGGGUAAUGCUGUCUAAUCGCGCAAAACCCCCGUUGAACCAAAGAAAAUUGCAACAAGGCUCUCAAUAAAAUUUUUAUAAGUCAGUAAA